AUGGCCAAUUUGGGCAAUUCAUUCUUUACAAAUCUGGUAGAUCAUACGCAAGCCAUAACGUUCUUCUGUGUUGUGUUGAUCUUGCUUAUUCUUUUGAAGGCCUGCUAUAAUUUUAGAACUAGAAGAGAAGACUCAAGGAACACCAUUUCAUUUCGAUUUGAAGAACAGAAUGGCUUAGGGCUGCCCAUCAUGGGUUUGAAUAUAGAAACAAUUGAGGCUCUGCCCGAAUUUGUGUAUUCAAACUCACAGAGCUUCAAAGAGCCACCAGAAUGCGCAGUUUGUCUGUCUGAAUUUGAAGAGAACGAGAAAGGAAGGCUGCUGCCCAACUGUAAUCACCGAUUUCACAAAGAAUGCAUUGAUAUGUGGUUUUAUUCACAUUCUACUUGUCCUCUGUGCAGGACCAGAGUGCAAUCUAAUGGAUCUUCAGAAGAACCCAAUUCUUCAAAUAUUGCAAGGAGCCAUCCAAAUUUUGUUUAUGGGCAUCUGGUGAGUGGGCAAAGAAGCUCUGGUGCAGUGCAAUAUCCAAAUUCAUCAGAGAUAGUUUUGUGGGUCGGUCAUGAUCAACAAAUAUCUGGUCGAAGGAUUUUGCCACAGUUUGCUCUUCAAUUGCCAAACAGGUCGAAUUAG
Molecule: messenger RNA, 627 nt
Organism: Cryptomeria japonica (Japanese cedar)
Lineage: Eukaryota; Viridiplantae; Streptophyta; Pinopsida; Cupressales; Cupressaceae
Product: RING-H2 finger protein ATL2
Exons: 1
Coding region: 1-627 (208 amino acids)
Source: RefSeq, a predicted model, not a curated record